UGCGACCGCAUAGUUCCGCCCGCGCAUAACAGCCUGUAUACAUUUCAAUCCUCGAGAAGUCGGGAACCCACGCCCUCCGCACCGACGGGCUUCUGAUUGUUUGUCGGAUCACGGAUCGUCCACGCCGGAGCAUCGCCCGGAGUUUGCCACACCCGUUCGAGCGCUGAAAGAGGGAGGGAAGAUUGCUGCGAUUUAGGUCAACCUGGCGAUCGUGGAAACGUCCGCUGCCUGGCGGCAGCCACACUCUGAUCAGGCGCCGCUCAAGACCCGAUAUCGAAGAAGCGACAAAUUCGUUAGGCAUAGGCGUCCCGAUCCUCCACCACCAUGGCCAAUCUCAGCCCGGGGCUGAAUGGCAUUGUCAUCGGCCUCCUGUCGUCCUUCGGGUCGGCACUUCUCAUCCUCUCCAUCUUCUUAGUUUUCUACUUCUUCCGCUACACGACCUCUGGGCGCAUCUUCCUCGACCGGAUCGGUCGCCCUGGCGAAUACGAUGACGAGCAAGCCUUUGCGCGAGAGGAGGCCGAGGCCCUCGAGACGAUGGAUGACAUGGAGAGGACCGAAUACCUACGAGCCAAGGCUUUCAUUGCCUCCAAUCCUCCCGAGUCCCUGCAGACCGACAUCUCAUUGUCCCAGUAUCUGGCCAUCCAGGAAAAGGGCGUAUCAGCUUGGGAGUUUGAGCCGGAGUUGGAAAUCGCAAAUUGUUUUGUCGAGGCUCGAACCGAGAUCGAGUUUUUCGAUUCCGAGUGCACCGUCAUGAGCAACCUGCCCGUGCCGAAACAGAACGACGUCUAUUACUGGGAGGCAAAGAUCUACGAAAAGCCAGAAACGACGCUGCUGAGCAUCGGCAUGGCCACCAAGCCGUAUCCGCUCUUCAGGCUGCCAGGCUAUCACAGAUGCUCGGUUGGCUACUUCUCAAACGGCACCCGUCGCUUCAACCAACCCUUCAACGCCACCCCCUACGGUCCUCAGAUCGUUCAGGGCGACGUUAUCGGCGUCGGCUACCGCCCGCGGACCGGGACGAUCUUCUUUACACGGAACGGCAGGAGGUUGGAUGACGUGGUCCACGGGCUAAAGUCGCAGAAUUUCUUCCCGUCGAUAGGUGCAAACGGCCCCUGUGUCGUUCACGUCAACUUCGGUCAGGCUGGUUUCAACUUCAUCGAAGCGAAUGUGAAGAAGUGGGGUCUUGCCCCCAUGACUGGUUCACUAGCACCGCCCCCGCCCUACGGGGCCGAGGCAGACACGAUCCUGCUCGCUAGAGGGACAAAUGAUGGCUUCAGGAGCUCACCAGCCCGCGGCCACCAGUACAGCCGCUCUGCUCAGCUGUACAGGCAAGGCGCCAAUGCCUCGGACUCGGGCCACGCCCGCUCGAGAUCAGGCAACUUCCGGAUGCUGUCUCCCACGAGUCCAGGGCCUCCCCGCAGCCCUACCGACAUCUCCCUCGCACACCUAGUACCGACAGACGAUGGCGGCGAGCCCAGCAGCAGUGCCACGGCGCGCACGCAAGCGGGCCAAGCUCACGGUCACCAGCCAACGGCUAUCGGGCUGAGCUGGAACGAGGACGACAGCCACCCGCCCCCGGAGUACACCAGCCCCGAGCAUUCCGACGCCGAAGAGACGAACAGCCGGAGGACCAGCAGCGACAGCGAGAAUGCUCCCCUCAUCCGCUUGACGAGGAGUCGCGGCGCGUCAUUACCCACCGCCGGUCGGAGCAGUCACGGCGGGUCUACUCAGCCGCCGGGGCGGGGACCACCCAGCCCGCCGAUUCCAACAUACCAGGACGCAAUCCGGCAAGGUGCGGGGAGAUAUAGGAGUGACAGUGCUCGCAGCACAAGAAGCGCCAGAUGAGCGAGGCGAAGAGGGUCCAACACGCUCUGUUGGCUUGGGAUGGCUCAUAUUUUCCUCUUCCCUUUUUAUUUCCUUCUUCUAUUGGGACAGCGUCGUCGACGUA
Thermothelomyces thermophilus ATCC 42464 is the source of this 1945-nucleotide messenger RNA. RefSeq lists its product as uncharacterized. Bases 325 to 1842 code for a protein of 505 amino acids. The transcript has 3 exons. Gene Ontology annotation, molecular function: protein binding. Lineage: Eukaryota; Fungi; Ascomycota; Sordariomycetes; Sordariales; Chaetomiaceae. The record is from RefSeq and is a predicted model, not a curated record.